Apis florea (little honeybee) is the source of this 2683-nucleotide messenger RNA. RefSeq names its product DNA ligase 3 (gene DNAlig3). Lineage: Eukaryota; Metazoa; Arthropoda; Insecta; Hymenoptera; Apidae. Gene Ontology annotation, molecular function: zinc ion binding; DNA ligase (ATP) activity; ATP binding. Gene Ontology annotation, biological process: lagging strand elongation; DNA recombination; DNA biosynthetic process. Gene Ontology annotation, cellular component: DNA ligase III-XRCC1 complex; nucleus. The record is from RefSeq and is a predicted model, not a curated record.
UGGGAAAAAUUUAAUAGUGAGGUUACGAAUAAAGUUACUUCGAUAAACGGUUUUAAAAGCGACGUGAAGCUGUGGUGCAGAAUGUUGCUUCCCGGGGCAGUGAAAAGGGUGUACAACUUACAAAGCAAACAAUUGGUCAAGCUGUUUUCUCGUAUACUGCUCGAGGACGAGAACGAGAUGCUGGAACAUCUCGAGCGAGGAGACGUAGCUGAAACCAUCCGAUCCUUUUUCGAGAAAAGCGUCGCUCGAAAACCAGCUGAAAACAGCGUAUUUACCAUUCAACAGGUGGAUGAAUUUUUACAAGAGUUGUCGCUUUUAACCAAAGAGGAGGAGCAAGUUCGCCACUUUUGUUCCAUCAUUUCCAAAUGCACUCUGGACGAUUUAAAAAUGAUAAUUCGACUGAUCAAGCAUGAUUUAAGAAUAAAUGCUGGUCCGAAACAUAUUUUGGCCGCGGUGCACGAAGACGCUUAUGAGGCUUUCCAAACAUCCAGGGAUUUGAAUAGCGUUAUCGAAAGGUGUUUGCAACGAUCGUCGAAAUCAAAGAACAAAUCGAAUUCUUCCGAUGUUAAAGUUACACUUUCGCUGAUGACACCUGUCUUACCUAUGCUGGCAGAAGCUUGCAAGUCCGUGGAAAUGGCGAUGAAAAAAUGUCCAAAUGGAAUGCUGGCCGAAGUGAAGUAUGAUGGAGAACGCGUUCAAGUGCAUAAGAAAGGAAACGAAUUUCGAUACUUCAGCAGAUCCUUGAAACCAGUGCUUCCUCAUAAAGUGAAUCUUUUCAAGAAUUAUAUUCCACAAGCUUUUCCAGAUGGCGAUGAUCUGAUUUUGGACUCCGAGAUCCUCAUGAUUGACACCAAUACUGGACAACCGUUGCCCUUUGGUACCUUAGGCAUUCAUAAGAAAGCUGAAUUCAAAGAUGCAAAUGCCUGUUUGUUCGUUUUCGAUUGCAUUUAUUACAACGGAGAUGUUUUGCUGCACAAAUCUAUGAUGGAACGAAGACGAAUAUUAACGAAGAGAAUGACAGAGAUACCAAACAGAAUAAUGCUGUCGGAAACGAAGGAAGUCCAUAAUUCCCAAGAUUUAGCAGAAAUGAUCGCCAGGAUUCUUAAAAUGGGUCUUGAAGGCCUGGUUCUCAAAGAUAUUCACAGCAAAUAUGAGCCGGGUAAGAGGCACUGGUUGAAGGUAAAGAAGGAUUAUUUAUACGACGGUGCAAUGGCCGAUAGUGCAGAUCUCGUCGUGCUUGGCGCAUGGUACGGUACAGGGAACAAAGGAGGUAUGAUGUCUAUAUUCCUCAUGGGUUGCUACGACGAAGAUCGUGGCAACUGGGUAACGGUGACCAAAGUACACACUGGUCACGACGAUGCAACCUUGGCAAGCCUUCAGGAUGAGCUCGAUAUGAUAAAAAUAAGCAAGGAUCCAACUAAAGUACCACGUUGGCUACGCGCUAACAAACCAAUGAUUCCCGAUUUUGUUGCAAAGGAUCCGAAGAAACAACCGGUGUGGGAAAUAACGGGAGCAGAGUUCACUAAUCAGGGUGUUCACACAGCUGACGGUAUUAGUAUCAGAUUUCCACGUGUAACGCGCAUUCGUCCAGAUAAAGAUUGGUCUUCUGCCAUCACUUUGAACGAAUUGCGAAAUCUUUUCAAAAAGAAUUCCGAGUCGAUAGAUCUUACCCUUCUUUUGCCUUCAACUUCUAAGAAAGAAAUUGAUAAAAGGAAAACGAGAGAAGAAGAUUCAUCUUUUUUGAGCACAAAAGCGAAACGCGAAGAUGAAAGAUCAAAGUCUCCAACAAGGAAAAAUAAGGAUUCAAAAACGAUUAAAACACCUUCUCCAAAGAAAUCUCCCGCAAAGCCAGCAGUCAGUUCUCCUCGAUCUAGAUCUAACGGAAAAAAUAAGGAUCAAAGAAGGCACGAUGGUGCAGAAAAAAAUGUUUUCAACGAACGGGAUACGGAGGCAGCGUAUUAUGCUUUUGUAAAUAGGGAUUUCAUCGAGUAUUCCGCUGCAGGAGUCCCGUUAAAUUGGAUCGAAGGACGAAAACCCAAGGAUGGUCUUCCGUCGGAUGCAAAAUCGUUGCAUAAUUUAACGAACAACGAAUUGAAAUCUAAGAGCAUUUUAAAGGGUGCACCGAUCAGUUUAGCGCCAAGUUUUAAGAAAAGCAAACAACAAGAUUACGUUCGCAACAUGCUCAAGACUCUUGGGGCCAAGGUGUUGAACGACGAAGAUAAGUCUACUACGGCCACGUAUAUGAUUCAUCCUUGCAAGGAAAUCCUAUCGUCCGCUGUUCACGAGUUCGAGGAUGUUCCAAAGACGGUGAGGCACGUGAGCGUCUCUUGGGUAGAGGCGGUCGCCUCUACUUUGGAAAUUCAAGGGACGGAAGAGCACGCGGUGGAAUUGGUCGAGAAUUAUUGUUCCUGCCCCUGUUCUCACCGAUGACCAUCUUUACACGAAAUAGAAUAAUGUAGAAAGUUCAUUGGGAAGAAAUAUUCGAGGAGAAUCUUGUACUUACCUUUUCCUUGCAUCCCAACAUGUUGUCCUUGAAAUCGAGUCCUUCGAAACUCGACUGCUUUAACGAAGGAAAAUGUAGAAAAUUGUAAAUUGUACAUUUUAUAUUUAUUUCGCUACUGGAUAUUCGUAGCAAAAUAUAUUCGGAAAAUAAAGAGAUCGAUCGCAUACAGAACGGAAAAAA